AUGCCUCGCACACCUGAGCUCCUGCACAUUUGGCAAGACGCCAUCCCCAAAAUGGCCUUCAAGAGUUCACACCUCAUGUAUCAAGUGCUCGCCGUCUCAGCCUUUCACAAAGCUCACCUAGCCCCAUCAGAACGGGAACAUUGGGUCCUCAGAGCCCUUGGGUUCCAUGGUAGGACGACAGAGGACCUGCGACUAGCAACACGAGAGUUGACGGAAGAAUCAUGUCAUUCCAUCUUUGCGACAGCAUCUCUCUUGGUCAUCAACAGCUUCGCAUCAUACUCAUGUCAAAGCCCAGGUAGCGCAAUCGAGGACUUGCUCGACAUUUUUGAACUCACUAGAGGCAUGAAUGGUAUCCUCAAAAUGUACGAGUCGAGCCUCUGGUCAGGGCCCCUCGCCCGACAAUUCCAUCCGUCGGAUCAGCCCCGGGACUCUGCGGAGCUGGGGGAUGUCAUGCACGACCUUGCAAAGAUGGCUGCGAGUCCAUCAAAUGUUGUAGGCUCGGACCCGGCCUGCCGUCAGGCCGCUGAAUCUUUGACAUAUGCCAUUGAGCGAGCAAUGUUGACCAGCAGCGCUCCUCACUUGAGAGUGGUAUUCUACUGGCCCAUUGCUCUAUCAGACGAAUUCAUGCGGCUUUUGAAGCAAAAAGAGCCUUCCGCUUUUGUGGUAUUAUGGUAUUAUGCCAGAGUUCUCUCAUUAGGAGAGCCCAAUGUAUGGUUUUUGAGCGGGUGGGGUGAAUCACUGCUCAGAGAUGCUCAGCACUUGACGCAUGAUGCAGUGGGCACUUUGAAUUGA
Molecule: messenger RNA, 792 nt
Organism: Pestalotiopsis fici W106-1
Lineage: Eukaryota; Fungi; Ascomycota; Sordariomycetes; Amphisphaeriales; Sporocadaceae
Exons: 1
Coding region: 1-792 (263 amino acids)
Biological process (GO): regulation of transcription by RNA polymerase II
Molecular function (GO): DNA-binding transcription activator activity, RNA polymerase II-specific
Source: RefSeq, a predicted model, not a curated record